AGACAAAAGAAAAAGCAGUAGAUAGUUGAAGUCUUGGGCUUUAGGUUCUAUAAAUCAAAGGCACGGGGCUGAGGCAUGUUGAGCGGAGCCAGAGGGUUUACAGAGAAACUCUUCUUCUUCCCCAGAUACCUGACGCUUCCUCUCAUGGCUCACUCUAGGGUUUCUGCUUUCUCCACUGCUCCAGGCCUCAAGCGAGUGGGCACGCACAAUGGCAGCUUCCACUGCGAUGAAGCUCUUGGCUGCUUCAUGAUUCGCCGCACUGACAAGUUCCGCGACGCCCAAAUCGUUCGAACCCGAGACCAAAAGGUGUUGGAUGGCCUUGAUGCUGUGCUUGACGUUGGGGGCGUUUAUGAUCCAAGUCGUGAUCGCUAUGAUCAUCACCAGAAAGGGUUUGGUGAGGUUUUUGGGCACGGGUUCUCUACCAAGCUCAGCAGUGCCGGCCUUGUGUACAAGCACUUUGGAAUGGAGAUAAUAGCUAAGGAACUUCAGCUUGAUCAAGGACAUCCAGAUGUGCUACGGUUAUUUUUGGCGGUCUAUAAAAGCUUCAUGGAGGCAGUUGAUGCGGUUGACAAUGGGAUCAAUCAGUAUGAUACAGACCAGCCUCCGAGAUAUGUGAAUAACACACACUUGUCUUCAAGAGUUGGAAAAUUGAAUUUGGACUGGAUGGAUCCUGAUCAGUCAGCUGAGAAGGAAAAUGAGGCCUUUGAAAGAGCAAUGAAUCUCAGUGGCAGUGAGUUUUUAGAUAAUGUUCGUUUUCAUGCAAAGUCAUGGUUACCAGCUCGGUCAAUUGUUAUGGAAUGUCUGGCAGCAAGAAUGGAUAUUGAUCCUAGUGGGGAAAUCAUGGUUUUGAAUAGAUUUUGCCCUUGGAAGCUUCACUUGUUUGAGCUUGAAGAGGAAAUGAAGAUUGAUCCUCCCAUUAAAUAUGUUCUUUACCAGGAUGACAGGAGCAAACAUUGGCGAGUGCAGGCAGUGGCAAUAGCCCCUGAUAAAUUUGAGAGCCGAAAGCCUCUCCCAUCUCAAUGGCGAGGUUUGAGAGAUGAUGAACUCUCAAGAGAAGCAGGCAUUCCUGGUUGUGUUUUUGUCCACAUGAGCGGUUUUAUAGGUGGAAAUCAAAACUACGAGGGUGCUCUGGCUAUGGCUAAGGAUGCGUUGAAACUCUAAGCAUUGAUAGAACAAAACAAAUUGUUAUUUUCAUUGUACUCGUGGCAUUUGAGUAGGGAAGGGAUCUGGGUUUCUUGAUACUGCUCUUUCCCAAUUUUCAGUAUCUUGGUCUAAUUCUUGUUACAGUGUUCUCUAGUUUCUUUUAUAGUGUUGUCCCAUAUAAAGUACAUUUUAACUUAUAUUUGUUAUUCUUCAAGAUGCAUUCAGUAUUAGAACAGUUUGUUUCA
Vitis riparia (riverbank grape) is the source of this 1388-nucleotide messenger RNA. RefSeq names its product UPF0160 protein. The coding region runs from base 76 to 1161 and encodes 361 amino acids. Lineage: Eukaryota; Viridiplantae; Streptophyta; Magnoliopsida; Vitales; Vitaceae. The record is from RefSeq and is a predicted model, not a curated record. The transcript is spliced from 7 exons. Gene Ontology annotation, cellular component: nucleus; cytoplasm.